This is a messenger RNA of Neltuma alba, 1643 nucleotides long. Its product is annotated as G-type lectin S-receptor-like serine/threonine-protein kinase CES101. NCBI's taxonomy places the organism in Eukaryota, Viridiplantae, Streptophyta, Magnoliopsida, Fabales, Fabaceae. Bases 196 to 1590 code for a protein of 464 amino acids. The transcript has 3 exons. The record is from RefSeq and is a predicted model, not a curated record.
UGCUAAAAUGAAAGCUAAAUACGAAAACACAAGAAAACAAACGAUGCUGAUGUUGAUCUAAAAGCAAACAAACAGGAAAUGUUGAGUGGAAACUACAAUCUUGACAAAGUAAACAAAGGCAUCCAUGAAUAUAAUUGAAAUGCUUUAUGAAAUCCAGAUUUCUGGGUGACUAAUAGGCCCUGGGCUCUCACCAUCAUGCCUGUGAUCAGUAAACUUGUGAUAUUGUUGCUGCUUAUUUUGGGGAACUUGGGGCUGUGGAGAAAUACUUGUUAUGCACAGGACGCGAGUGACCAUUUGAAGCCAGGUGGUCAGCUAAAUGACACAAACCCUACUAUAUGCUCAGUGGGAGGCUCAUAUUGCUUGCAAUUUAUGAAAAUAGACAGUGACUCCUCCUUUUAUUAUCUAUCAGUCUACAGUGGAUUCCUCGAAUCUAGUGUCUGGAUUGCCAAUCGCAAUGAUCAAAUUCUCAAUGGUUCUUCAGAAGCUUUAACUUUGGAUCAUUCUGGUGUGUUGAAAAUUACACACCAAGCUCAAGAACCAACCAUACUCUACUCUCCCCCUGCAGAUCUGCCUCAAGAUCUCAUCAACAAUACUCGUGCCACCUUGUUGAAGACAGGCAACUUUGUGCUGCAACAGCACCACCCAAAUGGAUCAAAAAUUGUAUUGUGGCAAAGUUUUGAUUAUCCCACUGACACUCUUCUCCCAGGAAUGAAGUUAGGUGUUAACCACAAAACUGGCAGAAACUGGUCAUUAGUUUCAUACUCGACGUAUCUGUCAGCUUCUCCAGGUCCCUUCAUGCUGGAAUGGGAACCCAGAACAGGCCAAUUGAUCCUCCUGCGAAGAGGACAGGUUUAUUGGGCAAGUGGCGUAUUGAGAAAUGGCAAGCUCGAAAACUUAUCAGAGGAAGCCCAAAGCUUGUACAACUACACCAUUGUCUCAAACAAAGAUGAAGAUUAUUUUAUAUUUUCGCCAUGGAAUGAAGCAACUAAGAUUGAUAAGGAUAAUGCAAGAUGGACAAUCAGUUCACAUGGGGAGCUAUUUGAAAGAACAAACGUGAUUACAAGUGCCGAUGACUGUUAUGGUUAUCAUAGCCAUGGAGGAUGCCAAUUACUGGAUCAACCAACUUGUAGGCACAAAGGCGAGUUCUUUGAAACCAUGUAUAUUAGUGUAAGAGAUCAAGGCAUCACCUACAGCAUAGAUGACAACGUGAGCUUGACCAUAAGUGAUUGCCAAGCCACAUGCUGGAGCAACUGCCACUGUGUUGGAUUCACUAGUUAUGACAAUGAUGCAACUGGAUGUGUCUUUUAUUCUGAGGAUUCACCGAUGAGCGUUCCUGAAGACAAUAUCUUAAGACUUUACUUCCUUGCCAAUAGAUCUGAGCCCGUAGGUAAAGGAGGCCCAGCACAGCAGCCAAGUCCAGGACAAAGGGACCAAUAUCAAGACUCAAAUGCAAGUGCAAAAAGAAUGAAAUUGCUUGUUGCUCUCAUUAUCAUCACUCUGUUUAUCAUAUGCGCAAUUCUAUGGAUACUACUUAGGAGGAGGAAAAUCAUGCUUGAAGGUAUAUGGUUCCUACAUAUAAAUAGUAUGUGACAAAUUGUUGAAUUGGAGUGUUCAUCUUUCAUAUUUAAACUAAUGCAGGCAAG